AGCAGAACUAGCAAUAGAAACAUCAAGUUUUUAAUCAAUUGUAAUGUCUAUGUCACACAACCCAGGAAAAGAACAGCCAAUUGUUUAUGUUCGGAAGAAAAUCCGGAAGACCAAAAGAAUGGAAGAAAUAUUUGGUAAUGUUGUUACUUCUCCUGCUCAGCAGGAAUUUUCAACGAAAAGAAUAGGUGAAAAAAGCUUUGAACCUUUACAUAAAGAUCACAACAAACUGUUCGGGGAGAAAUGUGUUGCUAAGAAGGAAGCAAAGACUAAAAGGGGAACCAAGUGUUCCAAUAACUCAAAGUCCUUAAAUACUAGACAAUGCAAAGGUAAAUGGGUUGUUUAUUUGAAUUUAAAUUAUUUUCUUAUGUACAUUUUAAGCUCCUUAAAUUCUUUAUGUAUAGGUAGAGGGGCUGCAAAUACUAAAAUUAGUGAUAAUAAAGAGGAAAGGCGCAAAAUCUGGAAUCCUUACACAUCAGAUUUCAACAAAUAUAGCCAAAUUUUGACAACAGAUGACGAGACGUAUUGGAAUCAGCUUGGUCUUGUUGAUGGGAACAUCUACUAUGAGCGUAGCCAAUAUAAAUUAGCAAACGAUUUGGGAGAGACAGCGCAUACGUUUGCACACACAAAUGUUAAUAAUACUUCUUGGGGCACCUCUGAUGCAAAGACAAAGGGGAAAAUGGUUCACCAAGAGAACAACAACGCUAUGGAUUUUGCAGAUUUUUAUGCUCAAAGAGGAAAUAAAGGUAUCAAUAUCUGUGAAAAAAGUGUGAAUUCCAGUUCAGAAGAAAUGGGCAAACUUUUGGGAACAAGCAAUAAUCAUUUUGGUGGCCUACACUUCCAGUUCCAAAAUAUGAACCAAGUGACUCCUAAUUAUUUCCUCAGUGAUAGUAUGAAUGAAAUGAACGCAUGGCGAAGAUAUCAUAAGCCAAGAGCAAUAGUUCAUCCAUCCAAGAUUAUUAGCCCAUCAAGAUUCAGCCAAAACUCUGAUCAGAACAUGCAGAUAACAUCAGAGCCCGCGACAUCGAAUUUCUCUUAUAUGAAAUUGCUAACGGAGGAUGGAAAUGACUCAACAUUGUUUGAAGAAUUACUAAAUGAAAAGCAGUUCGUUAGUACUACUCAGAACAGUUUAUCGUCAGAAGAACAAAGGGUGCAGCAAUGGGACGGCAGCCAAGUAGGAAAUUAUGAGUUUGACAGCUCUUUGCAACAGAUUAAUUUACAAAGUUGUCAAUAUCAAGUGUUGCAGCAAGUACCCCAGCAAAUGUCCUAUAUGGAUCUGCUGACAAGAGAAGAUAUAUCAUGGAUUUUAUUUGCUUGAUUGGGGUUCUGCUAAAAAUGUAUUUUGAUGUUCUUUCUCCUUGAAUUGGUUGUUGUAUUUAGUUCUUGAUCGUGUAGUUGACCAAUUAUCAAAGACGAAUUAGAUGGACAAACUAGCAUAUGAGGAAAAAGAAUUGAACUAGGAAAUACUGUUGGAAAAAGAACUGAAUCUUUUUUCUUUUCUGCUUACUAUUUUCCCAUCCUUUUCGUCUGUUCCCUAUUUUUAUUCAUCUUUUUAAUAGUGUUCAGCCAAUCCAAUGAUACUUCUGAUUUCCCUGAGUUUGAGGCAGUUUUGGCCUGGUAUCAGAAGUUCACUUCGUACUUUCCCAAUUGUAGGAUUUGUAUUGAUAAUCAACAUUUCAUCAUUGAU
This is a messenger RNA of Lycium barbarum (goji berry), 1684 nucleotides long. RefSeq lists its product as uncharacterized. Bases 44 to 1315 code for a protein of 423 amino acids. The record is from RefSeq and is a predicted model, not a curated record. The transcript has 3 exons. NCBI's taxonomy places the organism in Eukaryota, Viridiplantae, Streptophyta, Magnoliopsida, Solanales, Solanaceae.